Triticum dicoccoides is the source of this 2694-nucleotide messenger RNA. Its product is annotated as disease resistance protein Pik-2-like. The record is from RefSeq and is a predicted model, not a curated record. The coding region runs from base 1 to 2283 and encodes 760 amino acids. Lineage: Eukaryota; Viridiplantae; Streptophyta; Magnoliopsida; Poales; Poaceae. Gene Ontology annotation, molecular function: ADP binding. The transcript has 4 exons. Gene Ontology annotation, biological process: defense response to other organism.
AUGGCCGAGCAAGGCGGCGGCAUGGGGCUCCUCUUCCCAGCCAAGGCAACAAGCUCCUGGUCGUCCAUCGUGACAACCUGCAUGGGCAAGGACAUGGGAGGGUGCUACGCACGACAGAUCUUCCAGAAUCUUCACGGCUGGACGGACGAGGGCGGGAUGGUGGCGCCGUUGGGCACUGUGGUGGCGUCGACGGAUGGACGAACUAGCAAGGAUGAUGCAGAUCUCUCUCCUGAAGAUGGGUACCUCAUUGUGAUUGAUGAUGUAUGGACAAUAGCUGCGUGGGAUGCUAUCCGAUCCACGCUGCCAGACAACAACCUCGACAGCAGAAUCAUGGUGACCACUCGGAUAGAUGCCGUGGCCGUAGCAUGCAGUGAUGCUAGUGAAAUUUGUGGAGACAACAUCUAUCACAUCGAGCCCCUCAAUCCAGAAGACUCCAAGAAGUUGUUCCUCAGCAGAGCAUUUGGCUCCAAGGAUGCCACUUGCCCCACAGAGCUGGAAGGUGAAAUGAACAAAAUUCUGAAGAAAUGUGGUGGGCUGCCAUUGGCCAUUGUCAGCAUUGGCAGCCUUUUGGCCAGCUAUAAAUCACCAGAGCACAAGGAUAUGUGGGACAGAGUUUGCAAGUCAAUUAGUUAUCAUAUGGAUACCAAUCCCACCCUUGACGGGAUGAGGCAGAUACUCACACUCAGCUACGACCACCUGCCCUAUCACCUCAAGGGUUGCAUGAUGUAUCUUAGUAUUUUCCCGGAGGAUUUUCUCAUCAACAAGGAUCGGCUAGUAUACAGAUGGAUCGCUGAAGGAUUGAUUGAGGAGAAGCGGGGGAUGACCCUAUUGGAGGUUGCGGAAGCCUACUAUGACGACAGCUCACUAUGGGGCAUGAUUAAUCCUGCUGGUGAAAUAAUUAGCCAUGUCUAUGGAGCUGUGGACACAUGUCGGGUGCAUGACUUGAUGCUGGAGGUCAUGGUGUCCAAAUCCUUGGAGGCCAACUUUGUCAGCCUGAUAGGGGGGCAGUAUGAUGGGAUGUCCUAUGACACAAUACGCCGCCUCUCCGUCCAUGGUGGUGCGCAGAUGCCCAAGGAAUCUCCAUCCAAGAAGGACUCUCCAUCCAAGAGACCCAAGGAAUCUACAUCCAAGAAAAUGGUUAAGAAGAAUGACUUAAAAGACAUUAAUGUGCAGCAUGUACGAUCACUAAGUAUGUUUCAGCUCGAAGGGAACAAGCAGCUGCUUGAUCGUCUGGGUGAGUUCACCCUGCUGAGAGUACUUGACCUGGAAGAUUGCAAGGGCGUAGAAAACAAGCAUAUGGGCCACAUCUGUCGGAUGUACCUUCUGUGGUAUUUGUCCCUGAGAGGUACAGAUAUCAGUGUGCUGCCUCCGAAAGUCUGUGAUCUGGAGCAUCUGCUGACACUUGAUGUACGUGCCACCGGCCUUGCUAGACUUCCAGAAACUCUGAUAAAACUAGAGAAACUUGAGCGCUUGUUCUUCUCCCAGAAGGAUGUUUGGUCGACCAUGUGGAAGCCACCUCAGGGUCUCUGGAAAAUGAAGGCGCUGCGGGAGGUGGGUUGGGUAUUGCUGGAAGAUGAUGCUGUUGAGGUUGCCCAAGAGGUAGGUGAACUAGAAAAUUUGCAAAGGUUAAGUAUCUACGUCGAUUGUGAGAAGCCCAAUGGUCCCAAGGUUCUUGAAGAGCUUGCCCUGUCCCUGAGCAGGACGCACUCUCUCCGGUCGCUCGACAUGGGGACCAUGAGUUAUGAGGCGAAUGCAUUGAACUUUCUCCUUGAGCUCCCCUCUCCGCCGCGCCUCCUCCGAUUCCUCAGGAUCGCUGGUGGCAUUGACAAAUUGCCCAACUGGGUUGAAUCACUCACAUAUCUUGUUGAGUUUCACAUGUCAUGGGCACACUUUAUCGAUGACCAACUAUUUGGGGUUCUGUGUAAGUUGCCCAACCUGAAGAGCAUCUGGAUGCAGCGGAACUGCUACACCGGUCUAGAGUUGGUUGCAUGCGCUGCGCACAACUUUCCGGCGCUCAAGAAUCUCAGAGGGACCUGUGAUCAGGAAAUGCCCAGAGUCUACAAAUUUGAGGAAGGAUCCAUGACAAAGCUGGAGAAACUUUCACUGAAUUUCGACAACUGGAGUGAGAAGAGCAUUGUGGGCAUCGAGCACUUGACGAGCCUUAAAGAGGUGCAGCUCGCAGGUAAGAGAGGGAACCCUGCACUGGACCGGACUCUGGAGCUGCUAAAGGCGGAGAGUGGGAGGCACCCCAAUCAUUUCACAGUUGGAGUGAAGUACGACUGACCUCGUCGCUCUGCUUCCUUGCUUGCUGUAAGUUUGUUGCUUGUCACCCUUGUUGUUUCUGUUGGUCGUUGUGGUGUGGUUGCUUCUUGCGUUGUAAAAGCUGGAGCAUCCAGCAGUUUAAGCAUUGUGAUUUGUAAUAAACAAUAAACCUGGACCAAUUGGACUGUGGAUAUCUUCAACCGGUUUGGAUGGCGGUCAUGUAAUAGGAUAGGCAUUUAGUAUCCCUAUCUAGUUUUAGCCAGCCGGUUGUGGCGUCUUUUCUUGGCUAGUUGAUGUUUCUAGCCCUCGUUGGCUGUGUGUGAGCUUUAUGUGCUUUUUUAUUACUUUAUGAGACCUUUGGAACCAUGUUGGCACUACUUUAUUUGGUUAAUAAGAUGGCCGUAUGUAUCUAUCUGAUGCAGAGGCCGGGGA